Lactuca saligna is the source of this 936-nucleotide messenger RNA. The record is from the annotation of a GenBank genome assembly. NCBI's taxonomy places the organism in Eukaryota, Viridiplantae, Streptophyta, Magnoliopsida, Asterales, Asteraceae.
AUGGAUGAAGACAACAUAAUCCCUGAUGUAGAAGUAGUUAUGAGGGAUUUUUACAUGAAUAUCGAUCUUGAAGUAGAAUUUCUUGAAAAAAGAUUAUCAAAGCAUAGAGAUAAUGAGAGUGAUGAUGACAUUGAAGAAUUGGAUGUUAUAGAUAAUGAUCAAUGGGAUUCACUGGAUGAGGGUUCUGAUACAUAUUGGAAAAUGAGAGCUGUAAUAAAGGAAUUGGGGAAGGAGAUAAGGUGUUCUCAAGGCGAGAUACACAAGAUAAUGGAUCAGAUUGAAUCCAACCUAACAAUCCCAGUCAGAGCUCUUCAAGAAUCACUUCAAAAGGAAUAUCAAGUUGGAUUCUUUAUUCACAAGUCUACUAAUCCAGAUAUAAUUGUAAAUUUAGAGUUUGAUUCUGAACCCAACCCAAGUAGAGCAGUAUCAAAUAUGCUUCUGAAUAAUAUUUGUGAAGUUUUUAAUAGCAAAUUGAUUGAAGGAAGGGACAAGCCACUGAUAACCUGCUUGGAGUACAUCAGGGAGUAUAUGAUGAAAAGAAUAUGCCUAAAUGACAAAGCAAAUAAUGGUGAGAAAGUUAGAGUGUUGCACACUUAUGCCCACAGGAUGCACUGGCUAGAAACAUGGAAAGCAACUUAUGUGUACAAGGUAGAGCUUAUUAAAGGUCAAGCAAUGUGUCCUAUGAGUGAAUGUCCAAUUAAAAUCACCCCUCCUCUACACCAUAAUCAGCCUAGAAGGACCAAGAAAAAGAGGAAGCAAUCUAUUGAGGAGAAAAGCCAGAUGAAGGGAGACAAUGGUGCUAGUGGGGGUGGGAGUCAAAUUCAUGUUGCUAAUAGGAGUGGAAAGCUUACAAGAAAGUUUAUCAAAGUAACUUGCAGAAAGUGUAAAAAUAAAGGGCACAAUGCUAGAACUUGCAAAGUCCAAGGGGGUAACUGA